Molecule: messenger RNA, 438 nt
Organism: Olea europaea var. sylvestris
Lineage: Eukaryota; Viridiplantae; Streptophyta; Magnoliopsida; Lamiales; Oleaceae
Exons: 1
Coding region: 1-438 (145 amino acids)
Source: RefSeq, a predicted model, not a curated record
AUGUUUAUCAAUGAUGCAAGUCACUGGUGGGAUUCGAUGUCCCAAACUAGGACUACGGAGCAGCAAUUGGCAAUAACUUGGGAACAAUUCAAGGAAGAAGUGAUGGACAAAUAUUUUCGUCAAUCUUUAAGGGAUUUCAAGGAGAACGAAUUCCUUCAACUUAAGCAGGGUAAUAUGUCCCUAACGGAUUACGAGCAGAAGUUCGAUCAACUCUUAAGGUAUGCUCCACAUCUGGUUGACACGGAAAUGAAGAAAACUCGAAGGUUUGAGCAAGGGUUAAACCCAAACCUAAAUAUGAUCCUUAUGUCACAUCGCUUCACAUCGUACCGUGAGAUGCUGGAACGAGCUCACGCUAUCUGGUAUCAAAAGGCUAAUGCAGAGCAACAUCGUCAAUUGUACAACCAGCAGGAUAAAGGGCAAAUUGGAAAGAGAAAGUAG